Molecule: messenger RNA, 2490 nt
Organism: Penicillium macrosclerotiorum
Lineage: Eukaryota; Fungi; Ascomycota; Eurotiomycetes; Eurotiales; Aspergillaceae
Product: nitrogen permease regulator 3 family protein
Exons: 1
Coding region: 1-2490 (829 amino acids)
Biological process (GO): TORC1 signaling; cellular response to amino acid starvation; negative regulation of TORC1 signaling
Cellular component (GO): GATOR1 complex
Source: RefSeq, a predicted model, not a curated record
AUGUCUUCCAUCGCACGGCCACCAGACGCAUGUCUGGUGGCAAUUAUCCUGAUUGUGCGCUCGCGCACAGGCCCCCGCCUCGUCUUCCACUACCCGCCGAACCCGCUCAGCGAGAACCGCCUGAAGACGAGCACCAAGGGCGGGCGGCGCAUUUCCCGCACGCGCAGCCGCCAGGGUACUAGGAACGUUGAAUCCAGCUCGAGCGAUGAGUCGCUCAGCUCUGACGAGGAUGAGGAGGAGCGCGAGCCGAAUGCCGCAGGGCCGUCAGCGAACAUUCGUCGCGCGAGCAACUUCGGCCUAGAAGGCCAUGUGCCGGUCUCCGCGUCGCCGGGAGGUGGAGAGACGCACAGGCCUGGGUCUCUGGGGUCUGGCAGAGGAGCGUCGCUACGCAGACGGGGUGGUGGCGCGUCGGAUCUUGAGGAUGAUACUGGUGCGUCUGAUCGACCCGAGGAUGGGACCGGAGGCUCGUCGCGACCACCGUGGGAAUCGCUCCUGGGUUUGCCGGGCAGUAUAUGGGAAAAACUACUGAGUCCGUCUCGAUCGUGGCAUAAACGGCGGUAUGAGGUGGGGAUUAACGACCUGGCGCUCAUUGGGUGGCCAGUCUUCGUGCGUGAGGACGGGACCUGGCGCAAGCAACGGCGGAAGAAGAAAAAGAAGCACCAGGCUGAAUGGGAUGGCGGAGAGUUGGGGCACAAUGAGAGCGCGGAAGAUGGACAAGGUGAAGAGGAUGCGACUACAUCUCCUGACCUCGGAGGGAGCGUUGCUACGAUUACCGAAUUGUCGUUGACCGCGUCACCGACGGAGAUGAAGCGUGCGUCGACGGCUAGUGUGAAGACGGGGAAACAGCAGGACGAUUCUUUCGACCCCGAGGACAACGACCAUAUGACGAUGUUCAAUGUCGUUUUUGUUAUGGAUCCUCCUUUACUCGAGUAUUCCAUGCGUGUCCGCGAGAUCUAUGAGAACAUCAUCAAGAAGUUUGCCAAAGCUCUCAAAUGGGAGCAGGCCCGCACAGAUUACGUGUGGAAGGAAUCGCAACAUAUCUUGGGAAUGCGGCGCAAGGCGAGAGAAACAAGUAAGUUCUUGACUCUAGGCACAUCUGAUCAUUCAUGUAUCCUGACAUUGAUGCCAGAAACUUCGGUUCAGAAUCUAUACUCCGAAAUGAUAUCCCAAUCAUCUCUGGCAAGGGCUAUUUAUACAGUCUACAGCAGCAUCUCGGCAUCAAAGAUCGCAUCAGUAUCUCUCAGCCCCGAUGUCUCCAUAUCCCUACAGAUCCCUCCUUUGACAUCCACUGCCUACCUGGCUGGACCAGCCGACAAAGCAUACCCAGGUCUUUGGUUGACUACAGCGGACAGCGCCACCCCAGUUGAUGAUCCAGGCAAUGAUGAGAGCAGUACACCCCAUCAAGUACUAGCCAAACAUUUUGCUCUACUUUUACUUGACAGCGAGGCAUCGAUCAUCAAAGAUGUUGAAGCUUCCGGCGGCACGCUAGCCCCAGCGCUGGCACAUUACAUCCGAUGUUCCAAGCCCACCAAGUCAUUCGCUCAAAUAUCAGCGUCCUCCGGAAUCCCACUGUCGACAAUCCAGAUGCUGGCAAGCCACCUGGUAUACUGGCGUCGGGCCCGCGCAAUUCCCCCCAUCCACCAACGAGACACCUACAUUGUCUCACCGAAUUGCGACUUGAGCAAAUUGGAAAUUGCUACGAUUGCCUACCAACAUGCCUUCCCGACGCUGCCUAGUCUCCCAAAGAUGCUUUCUGCACUCAGCGGGACACCUCGGGCCUAUGCUAGCUUCAUCCCCAGCAAAGAUCACAAAGAGACGUACUUUGCCAUUCUGGCCUGGCUCCUUCGGGGUGGCUGGGUCACGCAGCUGCGAACUUUCGCUCGUAUCAAAGUCACCCCGGAAAUCAAACUCGCCGUGGAGACUGCCCUUCGAAAGGAAGAGGUAGACCGAUAUCUGGCCAAGGGCAGUGCCAGUUCCGUCGCUAAUGACGAUUCCUCCGACGAUGAUGAUGCCAACUCGUCGUCGUCCUCCUCUCUCGCCAGUCACGGCAGCGGCGACGAGACACCCAUGCCCGGACGCGCCGAUCCCCGCGCGCGACUUCGUAAUUCCCACAAGCUCCUCGACCGGUCCACGACCCUCCGCCGCUCAUCCCUGAUCCUUUCUCCACACCGUGCUUCGCCGCUCGAGUCGCGGUGGCUUGACGAGAUUGUCUCCCGGUUCCCCGACCAGACGGGCCUCGGUCACAGCCUGGAGGGUGCGAGCCCGGACAUUGCGCCAAACGAUCUGCAGACCAUUCUGCAGAAGUACUGGCCCGUGUUCCUGAAGUACUUUAAUGGCUAUGACGCGCUGGAGAAGAUUCCCGUACGUGAGAGCCUGAAGCGCAAGUUGGUCUGGCAGGUCCUCACGCGGCUUGGCUUCGUGACUGGGCCACCGGGCGCGGUCGAGCUGGAUGCGCGAGAGCAGGUGCUCAUCAGUGUGCGACAUUGGUAG